Messenger RNA from Syzygium oleosum, 1730 nucleotides. RefSeq names its product pentatricopeptide repeat-containing protein At5g09450, mitochondrial. Gene Ontology annotation, molecular function: protein binding. The transcript is spliced from 3 exons. Gene Ontology annotation, cellular component: mitochondrion. The record is from RefSeq and is a predicted model, not a curated record. Lineage: Eukaryota; Viridiplantae; Streptophyta; Magnoliopsida; Myrtales; Myrtaceae. The coding region runs from base 3 to 1376 and encodes 457 amino acids.
AAAUGGACGGACCAAAAAAUGAAAAGAAUCCUCCGGUUCAAAGAUUGGAGCGAUCGCCGAUCCUGAGCGACAAAACCAACAGAAGUGCGCUUGCUGUUCGCGCUUCUUGGUCAUCAACACCAUCAAAAUCCGCAACCAAGAACACGAAUGCGACCAGUCCGCCAAUGGGUUCUCGGGCGUUCUUCCUCUCCCUUAGACGGGCGAGAUGCGUCGAGGGUCUCGGAGCUGCAAACGGAUGGGGUUCCCGCAGGCUCUUGUCUUCGGGUGGUGGGUUGGGGAGCGAGUUGGUCGAGGAUGCCGUGGUUGUCGAAGGGGGCGACGAUUUGAAGAGCAGGAUUUUCAGGCUGAGGCUGCCGAAGCGGAGCGUGACGAACGUUAUUCAGAAAUGGGUCGGCGAGGGUAAUGGGAUAUCUGCUUCUGAGCUUCGGCAAAUCUCUAAGGAGCUGAGGAAGUCUCAGCGUUACAAGCAUGCUCUCGAGGUUUCGGAGUGGAUGGUUACCAAUGAGGGAUAUGAGUUGUCAGACAAAGAUUAUGCUGACCGGAUAGACUUGAUGACAAAGGUGUUUGGUGUUGAUGCUGCUGAGCGCUACUUUGAAGGUCUACCUACAUCAGCAAAAACUAGCGAAACUUAUACUGCUCUUCUUCACAGUUAUGCUAGUUUGAAAAUGAGUGAUAAAGCUGCAGAUCUUUACGAGAAAAUAAAGGAUUCAAACCUCUCGUUCAGUGCUCUUAUCUACAACGAGAUGAUGACGUUAUACAUGUCAAUUGGACAGGUAGAGAAGGUCUCUUCAGUUGUGGAUGAGAUGAAACGCCAGAAAGUGGCCCCGGAUAUCUUCACCUACAAUCUUUGGAUUAGUUCAUAUGCUGCUACGCUUAGGAUUGAUGAAGUUGACGGAGUAUUAGAUGAAAUGAGUCAGGAUUCUAACUCAAAUGAAGAUUGGAAGAGAUAUAGGCAACUCACAAGAAUAUAUGUCAUCUCAAGUCAACUUUUGAACUCAGAGUCUGGUGGGCUGGUUGAAGCUGAGAAGGGAAUCACUCAAAGAGAAUGGAUUACGUAUGAUUUUCUUGUCAUCCUCCAUGCCAGCCUGGGAAAGAAGGAGAGAGUUGAUCAAAUAUGGAAAUCUUUGAGGAUGACUAAACAAAAGAUGACGAGUAGAAACUUUAUGUGUGUUCUGUCUUCGUAUCUGAUGCUUGGACAUAUGAAAGAGGUAGGAGAAGUCAUUGACCAAUGGAAGCAAGCCACAAUCACAAGCUUUGACAAUUCUUACUGCAAUCGACUUUUGGAAGCUUAUAGAGAGAUUGGGUUGAUAGAUACUGCUAAUGCUUUUCAUAUGCUUCUUAUAGAGAAGAAUUGCAUCUCUGGCGAUGACCCUUAGUGAUGCAUGGUGGAAUUUUUUGGCACUCAAUGUUCCUUCACAUAAACGGCACAGGGAAAGUCCCCUCGGAGUUCAAUAAUUAGUAUUGCAAGUUUAGGUACUUGUACCAUGUAACGGGAUGUACUGAUCUUAUUUUGAACUUUGCUCAGAUGUUACCAUCCUGUAGCAUGAAUGGACAAUGGCUUUGCAGACCUGCUCCUAUCCCACCAUUAGGUGCUAAAAGGCUUCAAUUUAUUGGUAGAUUAUCAACUCAGGUGAGAUUAUCUAGGUUAAAGAAAUUCUAUUCUUAGACUUUUGUUAUUGAUUGCUGAUAUUUUAUUUUACCAGAGAUUGUCAUCGAGAAGAUUUUUUUUU